This is a messenger RNA of Meloidogyne enterolobii, 303 nucleotides long. Lineage: Eukaryota; Metazoa; Nematoda; Chromadorea; Rhabditida; Meloidogynidae. The record is from the annotation of a GenBank genome assembly.
AUGAUGUCCAGUAAAGAGAAUCGAACAGCAUUUAUUACUUCCUCAAUUAUUUUUAUGAGAAAAUAUGGCUUUGAUGGAAUUGAUAUAGAUUAUGAAUAUCCAAAAAAUAAAACAAAUUUUAAUUUACUUUUUAAGGAAUUUACUGAAGCAUUUAAAGAAGACAAAAAACGAAAUUGUGAAAAACUUAUUAUAACAGCAGCAGUUUCAGCUGGAAUUGAAACUGCAAAAAAGUCAUAUGAUAUUGCAAAUAUAUCAAAGUUUGCAUUUUAUUUUAAAUUAUUAUUUAGUAAACUUUUAUUUUAA